Daldinia loculata is the source of this 2802-nucleotide messenger RNA. Its product is annotated as polyubiquitin-tagged protein recognition complex, Npl4 component. Bases 284 to 2296 code for a protein of 670 amino acids. The transcript is spliced from 4 exons. The record is from RefSeq and is a predicted model, not a curated record. Gene Ontology annotation, biological process: ubiquitin-dependent protein catabolic process. Gene Ontology annotation, cellular component: nucleus. Lineage: Eukaryota; Fungi; Ascomycota; Sordariomycetes; Xylariales; Hypoxylaceae. Gene Ontology annotation, molecular function: ubiquitin binding; ubiquitin protein ligase binding.
GUGAUUACUUACUUACAUAUGUACAAUAUGUACAAUUUAAUCAUCUUUCCCAAUCUGAUAUAUUCCGCACACUUCCACUCUCCGCCACCUAACCUUUACAUUGUCAUCACACAGCUCACUUCUUAGACGUCCUUCACUCAGAUUAGAAAUCGAGAAAUCGAGAAAUAACAUAUAACCCCGGCCAUAGGAGCAUAUGGGCGAGAGGUCUCUUUCCCCCAUCAUUUCUCAUACGUCGCGAAAUACAGUACCCCCAGUAUAAUCGCACCAUUCCGAGAACACCAUCAUGUUGUUGCGACUACGAGGGCCGGAUGGCAUGAUCCGGAUCAACAUCGAGAAAACCGACUCCUUCGCGGAGCUUGGUCGCCAGCUCGUGGCGCAAUUGCCCGCAACCGUUGACCCGAAUAGCAUUAGCAUGUCCCCAGACCCCCAGGCCAAAGACUCGAAGAAACUAAAGGACAUUGCAAAAUUCAAGCUGGCGCAAAUUGGGUUGAGCCACGGAGAUUUGAUAUUUAUCAACUACCAACACCAGGACGCCGCCAACGGCCACACGAAUGGCGUGCCAACGCCGUCUAGCACUCUAUCAUCGACCAACAGGUUAAAUGGGAAACCCAUCUUACCUACAGAGGACCUACCGGUCGAUCCGCCGCCGCUAACAUCACCUACGAAAAUUAUCAAGAAUCCCUGGGAAGUGGUGAGGCAGUCGCCACUCGACGACCGACUAGACAAACAGAAUGGGAAGAUUCCUCGAGGUCGAGACCGGAUGUGCAAGCAUGGACCCAAAGGCAUGUGCGACUACUGCAUGCCCCUCGACCCUUUCAACGCACAAUACCUCGCCGAUAAGAAGAUCAAGUACCUAUCAUUCCAUUCAUAUCUCAGGAAGAUCAACUCGGCAACCAACAAACCCGAGUUAGGGAGCUCCUUCAUUCCACCCCUGAAGGAGCCAUAUUUCAGAGUGAAGAGGGACUGUCCCUCAGGUCACCCGCAAUGGCCCGAAGGCAUCUGCACAAAGUGUCAGCCCAGCGCCAUUACGCUUCAGCCGCAAACUUUCCGCAUGGUCGAUCAUGUCGAAUUUGCCUCGUUUGAGCUUGUCAAUGCUUUUAUCGACGCGUGGCGGAAAACUGGUGCACAACGGAUUGGCUACCUGUAUGGCCGCUAUGCCGAGUACUCGGAAGUGCCCCUCGGCGUUAAAGCGGUUGUCGAGGCUAUUUACGAGGUACCACAGGUAGACGAGGUUGACGGAGUAUCAUUGAGCGCUUGGGAAAACGAAACUGCUGUGAACGAGGUCGCCAAGCUAUGCGGUCUUGAGCAGGUUGGGGUUAUAUUUACAGACUUACUCGAUGCAGGUACAGGUGACGGAAAGGUCAUAUGCAAGCGGCAUGCCGACUCAUACUAUCUCAGCUCUCUAGAGGUUUGUUUUGCAGGGCGCUUACAGGCUCAACAUCCCAAGCCUACCAAAUGGAGCGAUACGGGAAGAUUCGGCUCUAACUUCGUUACAUGCAUCAUCUCGGGCAAUGAAACGGGUCAGAUCGCCAUCUCAUCAUACCAGGUAUCAAAUGAUGCCGUGGAGAUGGUGCGGGCAGACCUCAUUGAGCCGUCGGCUGACCCCAGUGUCAUGCUUGUGCGAGAAGAGGAAGAAGACGACGGCUCGACGAGCCGGACGCGAUAUAUCCCAGAGGUAUUCUACCGGAAGAUUAACGAGUAUGGCGCAAAUGUACAAGAGAAUGCCAAGCCGUCAUUCCCUGUUGAAUAUCUCUUUGUAACACUAACACACGGUUUCCCCGCGGAACCCAAGCCUCUAUUCAACAUUUCCAUCUUCCCUAUCGAGAACCGUGAGGCUUUAGGAGAGAGCCAGCAAAUAACAUCAGUUGCUAAGGCUAUUCGUACCUCGGAUGAUAAGAAGCUCGCCUCUCUUUCAGAUUUCCACCUUCUCAAUUUCAUACACGGAAUAGGCGUGCUAUCGAAGGAAGAGGAAGCGCUCCUCUGCCGUGCGGCUACAACGCACGACCUCGCCGACACGUACCAACUCUUCUCCCAGCCGGGCUGGCAGACUCUGGAAACCAUUCUACAAGAGACUGGUGAGAAACUCCCCAAAAGAAUAGACAAGCGCCCUCGUCGUUCAAGUGACGAGGGGGGCCAAGCGGACGGCGACGAAACAUCCUCCGCCUCAUCAUCGUCUUCGUCCCGCCCCAGUAGAUCAUCCAGUGGACCGCUUGCUAAGCGUUUUGCUGCCGUUAGGCUGAACGAACGAAAUUCAAACGCACCCUUCUACGAUCGCUCCCGGUUCGAAGAUAUAUGAAAAAGCACAUAUUGAAGGAGGAGAGAUAUCCCGUCGGCGCGUAUUUCGCAUAGGUUCGUGCUCGUUCGGGACGAAAGGAGGGAAAGAAAAUAGCCGAAGAUCUAACGAGUGGCGAGUUAGGUGGAUGUGUUUCUCGUCACCAACGGCCAGAUAGAGGCUUAAAAAGGGGCCUCGUCUAUCUUUCGUCAGCAUAGAGGAGAAGAGCAGCUUUUUUUGUGCCUAGGGGAGGAAAACCAACCCAAACAUUGAUAUGGUUGCGGUAGUACCCCCUAUUCGUAAUACACAUCUUCCGUCGCCGAUGAUUAGGAAGGUGAAUUAGAAGCGUAUUUUUCGUGCACGAAUCAUUCUUAUCACGUAGUACCUAAUGUAUGUUGCCUUAUAUCGUUUUAGCUUAGGUACCUAGCUUAGAGAGCCUGUUCCGGCAGGUAAGAUAACUCAGAUCUAUCAGCUUCCCUUCUAUACCAAGAAAAAAUACGGAGAUAAUACUUAUCUUGGGUACUUUUAAU